AUGAGUACGAGUUCUCAACCCUCCUACUCAGCCCCUGGACUGGCAGGCCCUCCUCCUCCUGUCAUGGUCAAUAGCCGGCCCCACUGCCCGCGUUGUUUCCGCUGUAUCAGGGUCAAGUACUGCGAGAACGGAGAGGCUCAUCACCUUCAUCGCUAUUUCUUAACGUGUCAUGCACCGGGACAUCCGACGUACUGGCACUGGUGUGAUCGCGACGAGCCUGACCCUGAGCUCGUUGCAUAUUAUCAUUCUAUGCUCCCGGAGAUGUCUUCUAGCGUUAGCUCCUCAUCACUCGGCACCUCCUCCUCUGCGUCUAUGUUGGGGCCACCUACAGCUGCUGGACAGCCCAAUGCCCACUCUAGCUCAUCCACCCCAUCGUUUUCUAAUCCUCAUUCACUUCCGCCACCCACCUUGUCGCUUCCAUCCGCCCCUCAGCUCCCUCCUCUCGCGCACCCUCACGCACACCCUGCUGACGACACUAAAUGUGCUGCUGACGACACUAAAUGCGCGUUCGCACCGUGCCCCAAGUUGCGCCCGCUCAAGAAUUAUCGCUGCGAGCGCGGCAUGUGCAAGACUCAUUGCAAUGACCAUGGCGGCUGCAGGACUGCCAAGGGUCACCGCCCUGAGCAGGCAGGGAAGCGUCAGCCCUCCUGCAACUCUCGCUCCCUCUUCUGUGUCGACCGCCCAGUGGCCCAUUGA
Molecule: messenger RNA, 696 nt
Organism: Coniophora puteana RWD-64-598 SS2
Lineage: Eukaryota; Fungi; Basidiomycota; Agaricomycetes; Boletales; Coniophoraceae
Exons: 3
Coding region: 1-696 (231 amino acids)
Source: RefSeq, a predicted model, not a curated record